AUGCUUUACAGUAGCAGACAAAUUACAUGUUUUAAGGCCUGCAUCGGCUUCACGCCACACAGAAUCUUUACCAUCAGAGCAAAAAGGUUGAACUUGCUCUAUUUUGAAAAAAUCUUCUUCUUUUUCUCAUUAUCUAAUAGUAGUAAAAAUUAUCUACUUUUCUAA
Molecule: messenger RNA, 165 nt
Organism: Vairimorpha ceranae
Lineage: Eukaryota; Fungi; Microsporidia; Nosematidae
Exons: 1
Coding region: 1-165 (54 amino acids)
Source: RefSeq, a predicted model, not a curated record